AUGGAAAGUACUAAAAAAAAGACAGCCUCAAAACGUUCACAAUCACCAGUUGAUGUAGCAGAAAAAGAAAAAGUAGUCGAAGAAGAAGUUCAAACUGUCGCACCAACCAAAACAAAGAAGGGUAAAGCAACUACUACAACAAAAAAAAGUAAAUCAAAAGAAGUUGUUGUUUCAACCCCAGUUUCAAAUACAGUUUCGUUAUCAUCAGCUGAUGAUAUGGCCACAGAAUCAGAAAUUGAACCAUCACAAACCACCACAACUACCACUACAACUACCACAUCAAAUGGCACUACAACAUCAACAUCAAUCCCAACCACCCCAAUCUCCAAAUAUAUUCCAUCAUUAUCAAACAUGGGUACACCACUAUCACCAAAUAGAAAUGCUUUACGUUUAAAAGAAAAGGAUGAAUUAAACAACAUUAAGAGUAAACUUCAAUUAUGUCUUAAGAAAUUAGAAAGUACUGAAAAUGAACUUGAAAAAAAGAAUAAAGAACUCGAUGAUAUGGAACAUGAACAUAGCCUUGCAAUCGGUAAUUUAAAGAAUCGUAACGAACAUGUCGAAAAACAACUCAUUGAAGAAAUUAAAACAAAAUCCGAAUUAAUGUCCAGCCGUGAUGCUCUCGAAAGUGAACUUAAAACCAAAGAAGCCUCAUGGAAGAAAGAUCAAGAUGAAUAUGUUACCAAGCUCACCGAGACCAUUAAUAAACUCAAUCAAGAACAUUCCACUAUUGUUUCACAACUAAAAACUGAUAUCGCUGCCAGAGAAUAUGAAAGUGACACUCUUAAAACUGAGGUUAACCGUUUAAAGGAAGAUCUUCAAUAUCGUAUGCGUGAAUCCGAAGAUAAAUCAAGAAAGCUUUUGGAAAAUGAAUAUAAGAGAAUGAAAGAAAAAGAAGAAGAGUUUAAUCAAGUUUUACUUAUUAAAGAUGAAGAAAUUAAAAAAUUAAAAGUAGAAGUAAAAGAAAAAGAUAAAUUACAUAGUGCCAGCAGUAAAAAAGAAAAUGAAUUAAAACAUUUAAUUGAAGCCCAUGAAAGACAAAUCGAAGAUAUAAGAGAUAGCAUUAAUAGAGAAUGGGAGGUUAGAGCAGUACAAAUGGUUGAAGAGCAUAAUGCAAGAACCUUUGAGUUACAACAAUCUGUUGAAUCAUUUGAAGAGGAAAAACAAAGAUAUAAAGGGCAAAUUUCAUUAUAUGGUGCUCAAAUUGAUGAAUUAAAUAUUAAAAAUAAUGAAUUCGAAGAUAAAGUUAAAGAAUUAAAUGAUCUUAUUGCACAAAAAGAUAGUUCUAUUGGUGUAUUAAAUAAUGAAUUAGAAGAGUCUAAGAAGAGAUAUAGAAAACAAGCUGCUGAUUUGAAAAAUAAAGAUAGUCAAAUUUCAUUACUUCAAGUUGAAAUGAAUGGUAGAGAAAGCAAAUGUGCUACUUUACAAGCUGAAAUCAGUAGACUUAAAUCCGAAAUUUUCAGUAUUACUUCACAAACCGAACCAGAUAUCCCACUUACCAGAGAAAUCGAAGAAAUUAAAACCCUUGUUGGUGUUUUCGAAAAGAAUGUUAACGAACGUAAGAGAAAGAGAAAUAAAGUUGAUGAUAACAAUGCCGCCAAUGUUAAUCAAACAACCGCCGACCCAAAUAUUUCAACUGAUAUUCCCUCAAGCGCCGCUCAAGUUGAUCCAGAAGAAUUAGAAAAAUUCAAUCCAAACACUGUCACUUUCGCCGUUGUCGACACCAACCAAGAGUUCAUCAGACUUUCAGUCCAUGGUGAUUAUGAUAAUGGUUUGUCACUCAGCAAAUGGAGAUUAAUCGUCGCUAAACCAGAUGGUUCUAAAGCUGGUUUCUCUUUCCCAGAGGGUAUCCAACCUUUCAGAGGUAUUAAAUCUGUUACAGUAUGGACUGGACGUCCAAGACCAGGUGAUUCUACAACAACCGAAAAUGAAUUCUAUUGGUCAAGACAAGGUUUAUGGAGCCAACCAGUUGAAGGUACCAUUGUUAAAUUAGUUUCACCAUCUGAAGAAACCACAACUGUUACUAUUCCAGAAACUGGUAUUUAUGAAAAGGUCCAAGAAGAAAAAUCAAAAUCAUGUUUAAUUAUGUAA
This is a messenger RNA of Dictyostelium purpureum, 2088 nucleotides long. RefSeq lists its product as uncharacterized. The record is from RefSeq and is a predicted model, not a curated record. Gene Ontology annotation, molecular function: structural constituent of chromatin. The transcript is spliced from 3 exons. Bases 1 to 2088 code for a protein of 695 amino acids. Lineage: Eukaryota; Evosea; Eumycetozoa; Dictyosteliales; Dictyosteliaceae. Gene Ontology annotation, cellular component: lamin filament. Gene Ontology annotation, biological process: chromatin organization.